Messenger RNA from Arachis ipaensis, 656 nucleotides. Its product is annotated as NADH dehydrogenase [ubiquinone] 1 beta subcomplex subunit 7. The record is from RefSeq and is a predicted model, not a curated record. NCBI's taxonomy places the organism in Eukaryota, Viridiplantae, Streptophyta, Magnoliopsida, Fabales, Fabaceae. Gene Ontology annotation, cellular component: respiratory chain complex I; mitochondrion.
UGGUGAAUAAAAAUAAUUGGGUAAGAAUUAAGAUGCAUGUUCAAUAUUGAGAGGGCAGAUAGCGAGCAGAGUGUGUUACAAAGAGAAGCAGAGAGAGUGAGAGAUGGAGGUUCCCGGUUCAUCGAAGAAGAUGAUAGCGACGCAGGAGGAGAUGGUGGAAGCGAAGGUUCCCCUUGCAUACAGGGACCAGUGCGCACACCUCCUCAUCCCUCUCAACAAGUGCCGCCAGGCCGAGCUCUACCUUCCAUGGAAGUGCGAGAACGAGCGUCACUCCUUCGAGAAGUGCCAGUACGAGCUCCUCAUGGAGCGCAUGCUUCAGAUGCAGAAGAUCAAGGAACGAGCCUCCCUUAACCACUCCCAAUCCAAGGGCGCCGCCUUUCCCGUCAUCCCUAAAACCGCCAAUGCCUGAUUCAUUCCAGGAACCUUUGCUCGGGCAGGAGUUCCUUCAUGUUUUUUAGUUGUGUGAAGUCGAAAUUACCUUGGAUUGUUUGUCCAGAGAUUACCAAAGACUGUUUAUACUUUAAUUCUCGCAAUUUCUCAUCAUGGACACAUGUUUUUACUUGAAAGUAAUAAAUUUUUCUUAACUUUUCAUAAGUGGAGAUAUGGUUGGUUUGCCACUUCUAUUCCCUGACCAAUCAUCACAUAUGUUUGAAAUA